This is a messenger RNA of Magallana angulata, 4026 nucleotides long. RefSeq lists its product as uncharacterized. Gene Ontology annotation, molecular function: metal ion binding. The record is from RefSeq and is a predicted model, not a curated record. Lineage: Eukaryota; Metazoa; Mollusca; Bivalvia; Ostreida; Ostreidae. The coding region runs from base 524 to 2473 and encodes 649 amino acids. The transcript has 2 exons.
CUUAACUCGAUAUGAGUUAAGUCAUGUUAUGGAAAUGAAUAGAUUAACCAUUUCACUAAUAUCUACAUCGAAAGAAAGAUAACUCCUCAAUAUGAGGUUCUCGUAACUUUUCGCACGGCCCCUUUUGGGGUCCUUAUAUUACGCAUGCGCAGUAGUGUAUCGACCUUUCUCAGCUUCAACCUGGAAAAAAUUCAAUCAUUGUUCAUCAAGACUGACUUAAUCGCUCGAUUAAUCAUCGUUGGAUAGUAAUCGGGUAAUCUUGUGUAAUUCAAUCAAUUGUCCAAGUUGCGAAAAUGUUGAGGUCUAAAAGAAAGAGCAAGUCACCGUACGCCAGGCCAAAUGCUCAUCCGGCUCUCAGGGCCCUUAAUCCGGCAACCACAGCCACCCAAACCCAAGCAGGCCCGAGCAGGCCCACGCAGGCAGCGGUCCAGUUUGUGUCCACUCAACCUCAAAAUCAAGAGCAUCAGCUACCAGUCGAUGAUCCCACAACCAGUGAGCAGACUACAGACAGUUUCGUCUCAAAAUGUCAAAAAACACAUCAAUUUCAUUUGGCUCUAUCGAUGCGGAGUUAUGGUUAUUGUAUAUGCAGGCUCAAGUUCAACAAGCUCCACAACAGUCAAAAUCGUCACUCAAAUGUUUUGAUUAUAACUUUAAAGGUUCCUGUCCCAAACCCCAGUGUUCAUUCCAGCAUAUAUGCAUGCAUUGCAACAAGUCACACCCACGCAUGCAUUGUUGGUCCUAUCAGUCGACCCAGACCCAAGUCAUCAGAUCCCCCCCCCUCCAAAUCCAGCACACCAAAAUUUCGCCCCGCAAAAUUACACCAAUUUUCGUCCCUUACGCCCAAGGCAUUAUCAGCUACCAAGACCAAGAUUUCAUGCACCUAGGUUCAACCCCAAUUAAGAUCUCCGCUUUAGAGCAAUACCUCGCUACAUAUCCUGAUAUUCAGAAUGCUCAAUUUUUAUUAAAUGGUUUCAAAUCCGGCUUUUACUUGAAUUACAUAGGCCCAAGAGCCUACUUACAAUCCAAAAAUAUGAAGUCCGCGAGUGAACAUGCUGAUCAACUUUUGGCUAUCAUUGAGAAAGAAAUUACGUUAGGAAGGAUGUCAGGCCCCUUUUCCCAACCCCCUUUUCCCAACAUUAGGUGUAACCCUGUUGGGGUCCUGCCCAAGAAAGAUGGAGGCUACAGGUUAAUUUCAAAUUUGUCAGCGCCCAUUGGCAAUAGCGUCAACGAGCAUAUUGAUCCAAUUCUGUGCUCAGUGUCUUACGCUUCUUUUGAUCAAGCCAUUUCUAUGAUCCAAGAGAAUGGUAAAGGGGCAUUGCUUUGUAAAAUGGAUUUGUCUAGCGCAUUCAGACUUUUACCUAUUCACCCUUCAGAUUUUCCACUGUUAGGAAUAUGUUUUCAAGAAAAAUACUAUUUUGAUAGAUGCAUGCCCUUUGGUUGUUCCAUAGCUUGUUCAUCUUUUGAAAAAUUCUCAUCAUUUUUGCAUUGGCUCGUAGCACAAAAGUCUCAAAAUUAUAAUAUCAUCCAUUAUCUUGAUGAUUUUUUGUUUGUUGGUGAGCAAAAUACAUUACAAUGUUCAAAGCUUGCUGACAUGUUCAUGUUAACUUGCAGUGAGUUGGGCGUCCCAAUAAACGACAAGAAAACUGAGGGCCCAUGUACUCGUCUAUCUUUCUUAGGACUAGGUAUUGAUACCAUAGAUAAGGUCAUUUUUAUUCCUGACAAUAAGGUUGCAGAACUUAGGUCCAAGCUUUCAUCAAUUACUUCUUCUAAAAAAGUCACCCUGAAAGAAAUGGAAUCACUUUGUGGUUCGCUUAACUUUUUCGCCAAAGCCAUCCCUGGUAGCAGGGCUUUUAACCGCAGGUUUUAUAACACAACAAUUGGUAUUAGGAAACAUUACCACCUGAUCAAGGUUACACAAGCAGUUAAAGAGGAUGCUAGGAUCUGGCUCGCAUUUCUUGACCAAUACAAUGGGCGUUCACCAUUCCCAGAACUAUACUGGUCUGAUAAUGAAACCCUAAACCUCUUUACCGAUAGUUGUGGUUCCUACGGUGGAGGUGCGAUUUUCCAGAAUCACUGGGUUGUCAUAUCCUGGCCAGAGUCUUGGGGUCCAGAUAUAAGAAGAGAUAUUACAUUUUUGGAAUUAGUGCCUAUUCUUGUGGCCAUGUGGAUUUGGGCAGAUCAAUUUACAGCUAAGAAAUUGCUAAUAAACACUGACAACAUAGCUCUGGUCGAUAUAUUGAAUGCCAAGUCUAGUAAGUCUCAACGUGUCAUGUCUCUUGUAAGACCAUUGGUAUUAUUAUGUAUGAAAAAUAACAUUCAGAUUAAAACUAGGCAUAUCCCAGGUUACCAAAAUUCCAUUGCAGAUUCAAUUUCUCGAUUUCAGUGGGAAAGAUUCAGAUCCCUGGCUCCGCAGGCAGACAAGACUCCAGCCCGUUUACCUCCGGAAUUGUUGUCCCUCUUAGACCCCAUGUAGAAUGUUUACUUGAGGCAGCAAUAUCCAAAAAUACUGCGUCCACGUAUCAAAAAGGCAUAAAUUCCUUUGAAACUUUUUGUACCAAACACAAUUUUAUCUUUUGUUGGCCUCCACCACUGGACCACAUAAUCGACUACAUCGCAUACCUGCAUGCAAAUAAAGUGUCCUAUUCAACAACGAGAUGUUAUUUGAGCGGUAUUAGUUACAAGCUUCAGUUAGAGGGUCAAAUUGACAACACUAAAACUUUUAUAGUUAAAAAAUGUUAGAAGGUUUCCGUCGGUUAAAUCCAGCGAAGGAUGUACGGUCCCCAAUUUCCCUAUCUUGUCUCAAUAAAUUAGUUUCUAUACUACCUACGGUGUGCACAAGCUUGUAUGAAGCUGUUAUGUUUUCAGCAGCCUUUCAUUUAGCAUUUUUUUCAUUAUUGCGCAUUAGCGAAUUUACUUUCACUAGGAAUGACGCACCAGCCUUAUUAUUUCACGACGUGACCAUUAAUGAAACACACAUUGGUCUGUAUAUUAAAGGUUCAAAAACAGACCAAUACAAUAGGGGUACUAAGCUACAGAUUGAAAUAAAUUCUCAAACCCAGUCUUUAUUCAAGCACAUGCGUGAAUUUUUGGCAGUUAGACCACAAAUACAAGGCCUAUUUUUCUGUCAUUUCAACCACAAACCUCUUACUAAAUAUCAAUUCACAUCCGUACUACAUAAGUCUGUCAAAUUUAUUGGCCUUGACACAACAACUUUCAAAUCCCACUCAUUUAGAAUAGGUGGAGCUACACAUUUGUACUUGCAAGGGCAUUCGGAGGAGGACAUUAAGUCAAAAGGCAGAUGGAAAUCUAACGCGUUUUGUUCAUAUAUCAGAUUGUAAAGCAUAAUUUCAUGUGUGUUCAUAACAGCCUCGUAUUAUUAUUCAAUACUAAGUUUUCAGGUCCCAACACCACGGUCUGGAUCAUUGGUUCGUCAAUUAUCAAACAUGCAUCCCAUCACGCUGUCCAACAAUUUGGAAACUUACACCUAGACUUUCAGAAACAUAAUAUCACAGUAUAUUGGCAUGGAAAGAGUGGUAUGGUCUGGGAGGAUGUAGAGCCCACAAUUACAAAUAUCAUUGAACAAAGAGGCCACCCAGAUUGGGUAAUGUUACAUUGCGGGGGCAAUAGUAUUGGGACCAUGCCCUUGCUAAGACUGCAAAAAUUCAUGAAAUUAACCGUUGUUAACCUACAAACAAUUCUGCCGAAUACAAGAUUCAUAUGGUCCCAGAUACUCCCACGAAAUUACUACAGACAUAUGUUAUCAAAUAUUGCCGGUGAGACCGCUCGAAAAAGAAUUAACAAAUCAUUAGCCCCAUUUAUUGUCAAGCGUAAGGGCGCCUGCUUAAAGUACCCUGAUCUACAACAAUGUUCACCAAAAUAUUACCGUGAUGGUGUACAUUUGUCUGAUACUGCUCAGAAUACAUUUUUGAAAACCAUACGUGCUGGCCUCCUAAACAUACUACAUAAUAAUGUUAAAGUUUAUGCUAAAUCCCACGCCGAGUAAUUCCGCAGUCUUAUUGUCAUGGC